Mauremys reevesii (Reeves's turtle) is the source of this 666-nucleotide messenger RNA. RefSeq names its product zinc finger protein 300-like. The record is from RefSeq and is a predicted model, not a curated record. The annotation marks the transcript as partial. Lineage: Eukaryota; Metazoa; Chordata; Testudines; Geoemydidae. The transcript has 2 exons.
UACGAAUGUUGCGAGUGUGGAAAAAGCUUCUCUCGGAGCUCACACCUUACUGUGCAUCAGAGGAUCCACACAGGAGAGAGACCCUAUGAAUGCAGUGAGUGCAGGAAAAGUUUCACUCACCUCUUCUCUCUUAUCUCUCACCAGAGAGUCCACACAGGAGAGAAACCCUAUGAAUGCAGUGAGUGCGGGAAAAGCUUCUCUCGGAGCUCAACCCUUGUUACACAUUACAGAGUCCACACUGGAGAGAGACCAUAUGAAUGCUCUGAGUGCGGGAAAAGCUUCAGUCGGCGCUCAAACCUUAUCACACAUCAGAGAAUCCACACAGGGGAGACGCCCUACACGUGCGCUGAGUGUGGGGAAAGCUUCAUUUGGCGCUCAAACCUUAUCACACAUCAGAGAAUCCACACGGGGGAGACGCCCUACACGUGCGCUGAGUGCGGGAAAAGCUUCAGUCUGCACUCAAACCUUAUCACACAUCAGAGAAUCCACACAAGGGAGACGCCCUACACGUGCGCUGAGUGCGGGAAAAGCUUCCGUCAGCGCUCACACCUUAUCACACAUCAGAGAAUCCACACGGGGGAGACGCCCUACACGUGCUCUGAGUGCGGGAAAAGCUUCAGUCAGUGCUCAAACUUUAUCACACAUCAGAGAAUCCACACAGGAGAG